AUGGCUAGGUCGAACAGGUCUUCUUCUAGUGCCUCCGUAGGAAACAAUGGAUCAACUCAGUCAACUGUACAGGCUAAAAAGCCUAGAACACCAAGAACUAGGACUUCAGCCGGUCUCAGACUAGAGGAAAUUGAUCGACCGCUUAUAGUUCCCAUUGGCAUGGCAUGGGAAAGGCACCCAUACAGCGCUCGUGAUCCAUCAACGGUGUUAGGUGCCUUAGUGCGCCAGAUGUAUCCACCGCCAAUUGGUCCAAAAAAUGAUCAGAAACCGGUAUUGUGUUGGGAGGACUACAAGUGGUCCCCUGGUCCAGAAGUAAGAACAGCAGCUUCCAAAAUAGUGGAAGAAUUUUGGUGGCGUUUCAAGUGUGACCCAUCGGAGCAAGAGAAGGCAGAUGGUGUUUUGGAGGAGAACUUAACUAGGAAAAAACUCAAAACCGGGAAAGACCCUGGAAUUUCUGGUGCUUGGCUUCACACGCACAAAUUGCAUCGAGGGACUGAUGAAGAGCAGAUAUGCAGUCAAAGAACUGCUGAUCAUUGGGAGGAUUUUGAUAAGGCAAUGAAAAAUGCCCAUGGAGAAAAUUGGGAAGAGGAGCACCCGGAUUUAGAUGGACAAAUCAUCUAUGAAGCAGCAGGCAGAAUGCCACAUGGCAGGCUGGGAAUUGCUAAUGAGUUGUUUAGCAAAGCAGAGAAGGCGAAGUUUAAGUCUAAAAGGGUGAUGGCCUCACAGCCGGUGCAAUCUGCUAAGGAGGAGCGUCUAGAAAGAGAAAACAAAUAUUUGAAGCAGGAGAUCAAGCGUCUUCGAGGCAUUGAGCUUGUUGUUCAGUCUUUGGCUGAGAAAGGGGGAGUCGACUUUGAUGGCAUAAUGCAAUCAGCAACAGAUGACUUGUCUCCAUCAUAUUCUGAAGGCGGAUUUCAAAGGGGACGAGGUGAUGUGCCUCAACACCAAACCGAAAAGGGAAUGGGAAGCAGGACUGGAGGCAGUACGAGUCAUGGAAAUGAUGAUGAGGACGACGACUAUGGCAAUGGGGGAUAUGGUAACUAUGGCGAGGGUGAUCUGUAUGGUGAUGAGCACUAUGAUCACUAUGGUGAUGGGGAAUAUGAUGACUAUGGAGAUGAGGAUGACUAUGUCUAUGGCUAUGGCGGUGGCGAUGGCGAUGAUGAUGAUUGGCUAUAA
Molecule: messenger RNA, 1173 nt
Organism: Triticum turgidum subsp. durum (durum wheat)
Lineage: Eukaryota; Viridiplantae; Streptophyta; Magnoliopsida; Poales; Poaceae
Source: the annotation of a GenBank genome assembly